GUGUCUCUGAAGUUCUCCUCCCUCCAGGAGCUUCCAGCAGAGAGGACCACCCUCAGUCUCAAGGCUCACCCUGGCUCCUUGUGUUCUGUUAGAGCUAUUGACCAGAGCGUCCUGCUGCUCCGGACUGAGCAGGAACUUACUGUCAGCUAUGUAUAUAGUCAGCUGCCUGUGGAGAAGCUGUCUGGGUACUCCUAUGAUGUUGAGGACUCAGAGCCAUAUCCCUGCUACCCCUUGCCAGUGCCAGAUAUGGUAAUAGAUGCAGAUUUGGAGACAGCAGCACCGCCAACAGCACCACCAGCACCGGCCAUUGUGAGCGACAAUCUGGGAGCACGGCGAGAAACGCGCUCGAUCUACUAUGGACCAGGCAGUCAGAAGAAUGACGUCUACAGCAUCUUUAAAGUAAAACAUUUGUUCAUCUAAUCUGAUGUCUGACUGAAACUACACAGUAAUGUCUCCUAUUAGCUGCAGAAGACAUGAUUCAAGAUUCAAAGCGUUUGUUGUGAUGUGUACAAAGAAAAGCAUUUCUCUGUACGAUGAAAUACGUUCUCUGCUGUCCACACAUGGAUGCCGGAUAAUAUGUACAAAUAGAACUAGAACAGAUAAAUACAAAUAGUAUGAAUAAAUAAAUGGAGACAAAAAAUUGAAGUAUUAAAUAGAUUUGUGUGCAAAAGAACUAUGAGCUUAAUAUGCUGGUUUGAUAUGUGAGAUGUGCAAAAAUGAUUAUUACUGUUAGAAUAGGUCAGCGGUUCAGGAGUCUGAUAGCAGUGGGGAAGAAGGAGUUGUUGAGUCGAGAUGUUCUGGAUUUCACACUUCUGAACCUCCGCCCUGAGGGCAGAAGUGUAACCGGUCCGUGUUGGAAGUGUGUGGGGUCUUUGAGGAUGGAGGCAGCUCUCCUCUGGACUCUGUGAUGGUAGAUGCUCUGCAGAGAGGGCAGCGGGGUCCUGGUGAUCUUUGCAGUUAUUAUCACUCUCUGCAGGCGUUUGCGGUCCAUAGCAGUAGUGCUGCCGUAUCCAGGUGAGGUCCUCACUGAUGUAGACGCCCAGGUAUCUAAAGCUGCUCGCCCUCUCCACACCAAUCGCUGCAGUAUCGUCCGCAAACUUCAGUAUGGUGUUAUCCCUAUUGGAGACGUACAGGGUGUAGAGGAUGGGACUGAGGACACAACCCUGUGGAACGCCAGUGUUUGUAAUAAUGCUGGUCCUGUUGCCGAUCCUGACCGACUCGGGCCUACCAGUCAAAAAG
Pundamilia nyererei is the source of this 1239-nucleotide messenger RNA. RefSeq names its product alpha-2-macroglobulin-like. Lineage: Eukaryota; Metazoa; Chordata; Actinopteri; Cichliformes; Cichlidae. The transcript has 2 exons. The record is from RefSeq and is a predicted model, not a curated record. The annotation marks the transcript as partial.